AUGCGAGACGCCGUCCAGCCAUACCGGCAGAUCCUUGGAUAUGUGUCGCAGGGGCUUCGCUCCUUGUGGUGUUGGGCGACCGCCCUCUCCACGUGGGCUCUCACAGCCUUAGACAUCGUUAGUUGGGCCCUCAUCUCCGCCACUUUUGUAACCAUCCUCGCCGCCAAGCAGGCCGCCUACCCCGCCAUUUCCGACUUUGCCUCCGCCGCCCACCCUACCCUCGCCAUCUCCGCCGCCGGCCUUCAAGCUGUCCUCUGCCUUUGGCGCGCGGCGGCGAGCGAGGGGCCAAAUGCAGCCAGUGCCACAGAUCAUCUGAUGCAAGGCAAUGCGAGGGAGCCGGAGCGGGGACAGCGGCAGCGGCCAGGGCGGCAGAGGCGGCCAGAGAGGCUGGUGGCACGGGGAGCGGCGGGGCCAAAUCGACAGCGGGACGAUGCCGAGAGGGCGGCUGAGGUGGAGCGGAGGCAUGAGUGCCAAGGAUUGAAAGCGGAUCUCGAGGCAGCGGAACGCCGCCUUGUGCGCGAGCUUGGCACGGAGGCGGAGGAGAGUGUGGCCGAGUUGAUAAAACGAGCAAACGACACGCUCGAGAUCGAGCCGCAGGGCACACUUCAGGAGCAGGCGGUGGCGGUCCUGUCCGCGCUCGUGGGAGCGAGCCACCCCUACGAUGCAGGGGAGGCUGCCGGCGGUGAUGAGGACACGGUCGCACCUCUCGCGAGCGUCUCUCUGGCGGACGCCAACUUCGACACCGGCAGACCGGCCGUCCCCGAGUCGACCCUCGGCGGUGAGACCACGUGCUCUGUGUGCUUCACCAACCCGAAAUCGCACGUCGCGGCUCCCUGCGGCCACCAGUGCGCAUGCGGCCCCUGCUCCGCUAGGAUGGAGCGGUGCCCUAUCUGCCGCGAGCCGGUGAUGCUAUGGAUGCAGCUCCGCGUUGCCUGA
This is a messenger RNA of Emiliania huxleyi CCMP1516, 936 nucleotides long. RefSeq lists its product as hypothetical. Bases 1 to 936 code for a protein of 311 amino acids. The transcript is spliced from 2 exons. The record is from RefSeq and is a predicted model, not a curated record. NCBI's taxonomy places the organism in Eukaryota, Haptophyta, Isochrysidales, Noelaerhabdaceae.